This is a messenger RNA of Colletotrichum destructivum, 1584 nucleotides long. Its product is annotated as Putative cytochrome P450. The record is from RefSeq and is a predicted model, not a curated record. The transcript is spliced from 3 exons. Bases 1 to 1584 code for a protein of 527 amino acids. NCBI's taxonomy places the organism in Eukaryota, Fungi, Ascomycota, Sordariomycetes, Glomerellales, Glomerellaceae. Gene Ontology annotation, molecular function: iron ion binding; monooxygenase activity; oxidoreductase activity, acting on paired donors, with incorporation or reduction of molecular oxygen.
AUGCACGAAAUCACCAGAUUGUUGCUGGCUCCAGCUACUAUCGCUGUCCUCUACAUAUUCGCCAGAGCCACGUAUCUCGCAUUCUUCCAUCCAUACGCAAAGUACCCAGGACCGUUCCUCGCCAAGUUCACCAACGCCUAUGCCGCCUAUCAUGGCUGGAAGGGCGACAUCCACCUCGACUUCUGGAGGUGCCACGAGAAAUACGGCGACUACGUCCGCUACGGGCCCAACCAGCUCACCUUCAACACGGCCGGAGGCCUUAGAGACAUCUACGGCACUGGCGCGGCCACCAAGUUCAUCAAGGCCGACGCCUACACGCCGCUGAUCCACCGAGCUCCCAACACUCUGACCAUCCGCGGCGGCAAAGACCACGCCCGUCGCCGUAGGAUCAUGGCACAGGGCGUCUCCGAGAAGGCUCAACGCGGGUACGAGCAUCGCAUCGCCGGCCACAUCGACAAGCUCUGCGCCGCCGCGUUCUCGGGCGGUGGGGAGGACGACAGCAGGCGCACCAAGACGUUGGACAUGGCCAAGUGGUGCUACUACCUGUCCUUCGACAUCAUGUCCGACGUCGUCUUCGGCGCCCGGUACAACCUGCUGGAGGAGGAGCGGUUCCGCUACGUGACGGAGUCCAUUGACAAGUCCAACACGCGCAUGUCGGCACUGAUCCAGUGGCCGCGCCUCGCCGCGCUGCGGAUCGACAAGCGCUUCUUCCGCGAGGCCAUCGCCGCCCGCAACCGCUUCAUCAAGUUCGUCUCGCGUGUCGUGCGCGACCGCGCGCUCAAGGGCAAGACGGUGUCGAUCGACAUCGGCGCGCAGGGGAGCCGGGACGCCGACGUCUUCGCCAACCUCGCGUCGGCCAAGGACCCGGAGACCGGCCGCGGGUUCGACGACGCCGAGAUCGCCGCCGAGAGCACGACGCUCAUCGUCGCGGGCUCCGACACCUCGUCCACGGCGCUCUCCGGCCUGUUCUUCUACCUGGCGAACAACAGGGAGGCCUACGCGACGGCCGCGGCGGAGGUCCGCGGCAAGUUCGCCUCCCGGCAGGACGUCGUCCUGGGCGCCACGCUCAUGUCGUGCACCUACCUGCGCGCCUGCAUCGACGAGUCGCUCCGCAUGUCGCCGCCCGUGGGCUCCUCGCUUUGGAGGGAGGCUCUGCCGGGUGGCGCCGUCGUCGUGGACUCCCAGACCAUCCCGGCCGGAUGCGACGUCGGCGUGCCCAUCUACUCGGUCCACCACAGCAGCGAGUACUUCACGGACCCUUUCGAGUACAGGCCGGAGCGGUGGCUGGAGGACGACGGCACAGGCAGUGUCGAGCGCGCGCGCUCCGUCUUCAACCCGUUUUCCAUCGGCACGCGCAGCUGCUUGGGCAAGGGGCUAGCGACUACGGAAAUCAUGCUCACGAUGGCAAAAGUCCUGUACGAUGGUGACUUUGAGCCCGUCGAUGGCGAACUGGGCCAGAUUGGACGCGGACGCGGCGAUGGAGUGUACGGCCGGCAUCGCGUGCAGGAGUACCAGCUAUGGGACUUUAUCACGGCGCAGAAGACGGGCCCUAUCCUGAGCUUCACGGCACGAAAGCAUGUCUGA